UAAAUAAUCAUAUUAGUAAAUCUUUACAUUAAGAAACGCGGUAAUAGUGUUUGAAAUAAAAUAUCUGCUAAUUUUUAUUUCGGCUAUUCGCAGUGAGAUGUCACUAAUGUUAGUCAUUUUUAAAUAACAUGUUGGCGGCACAUCUGUCUCUCUACCUCCAUCAUCUCUCUGUUCGCUGUACCCACCCUACUGUUCAACACCUCUGGUGCUGUGCACCUCAAUAACGUCAGCCAUUCGUAUACACUUAGAUCUGUCUACGUAUGGUGUGUUCUCAAACUUCUUCGGUAAAAGAAGGAUAAAGAAAGAAGGGAGUACGAGAGAGACAGAAAAGGGGAGGAGUGGGAUUGAAGUCGACUGGCGUCGAAUCGUAUCGUGCGGCCGUUCGCCCUGCCUACGCGACAGCGGCGACUCCAGUGGCGUUUCUCUUUUCUCUCCCUCUCUCAUUAUAUGACCGUCGUAUCAACUCGGAAUAUCAUCGUCGUAGACGGGGUGCUUCCUAUAAAGCGUGUCGUGACGCGUAGUCCCUUGUGUGUAUAUAUCCUGCUACAUGAUAUUUUUCUUUGGCUUUUAGUGAAAUAUGUUGUCUUGAAUUAGCUGUAUAUGGCGAGAGAACGCGAACGUCGUCGUCGAUCGUGUUGAAGAAAUUAAAGUAGCGGCAAUAACGACUACGAAAACGGCAACGCCAGCGCCGUAGACAGCAGUGUCGAAUAGCACGACUUGUCUAGCUUGAGUUUCUUUUCGAUCAUUUCUGCUUACACGCUCGCUCGCUUGUUCGUUCGUUCGUUCGUUCGUUCGUUCGUCUAUCUGUCCGUCCAUCCGCCCGCCCGUCCGUCCGUUCGUUCCUUCAUUCAUACGUUCGUUCGUUCGACGUUCAGCGUUCGACAUUCGACAUCUCGUAGCCGCUCCCGCGUGCUUUUCCUCGGAUCGAUUCCAUUCCAAACUCGAGACGACGACGACGUCGCCGAUUACGGAGGUGCAACCGGUGCGUAGUGCGUGUAAAACGUGAUCUCAACAUGGAAACGGAUAAGAUCAUCGACGACGAAAAUACAAAUCUUCAGUUACAGUUUCCAAUGACGAUUCUCUAUGAUCCAACUCGUAAGAAAGAACCUUCUAUUGGUGUGACACCACAGUUUGGACAAGAAAGAGAAAUAUGUAUGAAAUUGUUUGAAAAGUGGAGUGAACCAGAACAAGUGCACUUUGUUGAACAAUUAUUAGCACGUAUGUGUCAUUAUCAACAUGGUCACAUUAAUGCGUAUCUGAAACCAAUGCUUCAAAGAGAUUUUAUUUCUCUUUUGCCAAAAAAAGGAUUAGAUCAUGUGGCAGAGAGUAUUCUUUCAUAUUUGGACGCCGAGUCAUUGACAGCUGCAGAAUUAGUUUGCAAAGAAUGGCACAGAGUUAUCAGCGAAGGAAUGCUUUGGAAAAAAUUAAUUGAACGUAAAGUCAGGACAGAUUCAGUAUGGCGGGGUCUAGCUGAAAGGAGAGGAUGGAUACAAUAUCUGUUUAAACCUCGACCAGGAGAGAGUCAUCCAAAUCAUAACUUUUACAGAAAUCUUUAUCCUAAGAUUGUUAAAGAUAUUGAUAGUAUAGAUAAUAAUUGGAGAAUGGGUAGAUUUAAUCUUCAAAGAAUAAACUGCAGAAGUGAAAAUUCAAAAGGCGUUUACUGUCUACAAUAUGAUGACCAAAAAAUAGUCUCUGGAUUAAGAGAUAAUACUAUCAAAAUUUGGGAUAGAAAUACAUUACAAUGUAUUAAGGUGUUGACUGGUCACACGGGUUCUGUUCUGUGUUUACAAUAUGAUGACAAAGCCAUAAUAUCAGGCUCUUCGGAUAGUACAGUAAGAGUAUGGGAUGCGACAACAGGUGAAAUGGUUAGUACAUUGAUACAUCAUUGCGAAGCUGUACUACAUCUCAGAUUUAAUAAUGGUAUGAUGGUCACUUGUUCUAAGGAUCGUUCAAUAGCAGUUUGGGAUAUGACAUCGCAGAAGGAAAUUGCAUUGAGAAGAGUGCUUGUGGGUCACAGAGCAGCAGUGAAUGUAGUUGAUUUUGAUGAAAAAUAUAUCGUUUCUGCUAGUGGUGAUAGGACUAUUAAAGUAUGGAAUACAUCUACCUGCGAAUUCGUACGAACGUUAAAUGGACAUAAACGGGGUAUAGCGUGUUUGCAGUAUAGGGAUCGUUUAGUCGUGAGUGGCAGCAGUGACAACACUAUUAGAUUGUGGGACAUUGAAUGUGGAGCAUGUUUACGUGUUUUAGAAGGUCAUGAAGAAUUGGUCAGAUGUAUACGAUUUGACAGUAAACAUAUUGUUAGUGGAGCAUAUGAUGGAAAAAUUAAAGUAUGGGAUUUGGUAGCUGCAUUAGAUCCGCGUGCACUUGCAAACACUUUAUGUCUGCGUACAUUAGUGGAACAUACUGGGCGUGUAUUUCGUCUUCAAUUUGAUGAAUUCCAAAUAGUAUCAUCAUCGCACGAUGACACGAUACUAAUUUGGGAUUUCCUCAAUUUUAAUCCAUCAAAUGGAUCUGUGUCUACCGGUCAAGUACCAGUCAAUGCUUUAGCUGCCAAUCAAUCCGGUACCAGAUCUCCUUCUCCAUUUGAGUGACUCAUCAACAAGAAGAUUCCUUUAUUGUGAUAUAAUUAAAAGUGGUUAGUGAGUGAAUUGAAUGUGUUCACGAUAGUGUACACAAGACAAAGAAUCAGUGUCCAGUGUGAACAGCGCCUAAACAGACCUAAACAUCCCAAAAACUCUUAAUCAUGGACUUUGGUUUGUUAUUUGCAGUGAAACGCAAAAGAAAUUCUCUUAAGAUAGGAGAUAUGUACUGACUUAUAUAAAAAUAUUAAUUAAUUUAUAUGCGCUUAAGGCAAACACACUGCGUUUAGUAAUGAACAGUAUAUUAAAAUCAUAUAAAUACAUCCCAUGGAUUUGCCGUCUACUAUGGCCAUAUCUGGAUUUCUUCUACGCUCCAUGAUACGAUAGAAGUUGACCAUUUUACUACUAUAAAAAAAGACUUGAAACACGCAACAAAAUGAAAAAGUUUUAGGGAGGCUGGAUACACUUAAUAAGAUAUUAGAUGUAUUAUAGUAAAUUAAUGAUUUUUUUUAUAUAAUUAAUUUAUGCUAAGAAAAUUGUAAACUGUUAUCUGAUCAGGAUACUUAUUUUGUGUGAAUGUGAAAAUGCAACUUCAUAAAAUAAUUAUGACAAUUAUUAUGUUUCAUCACUUUCAAAGGGUAGCUAAGGCGAAUCGCUAUAUCAUAUUAAAUAACACUGAUAUAUAACAUCAAGAAUUAAAUGUAUAGAAGGAUAAUUUUAUUUUUUUUUAUUUUCGGUGUAGAUAUUAUUAUUUUGCAAUAUUCAUAUUACUUUAAAAAUGGGUAAAAGUCAACUAUUUCCUCGUCGCAACGUGGUAAAAUGUUAUUUGCAUUUAAAAUAUUACGUUCGGUAUAUAUGAACAAAGAUGUAAAUAUUCGUACAGGCAACUGUAGUACCUCUAAAACUAUUAUAGUUGCUAUAAAAAAGUUAUUGUAACUUGAUUAUUGAUCUCGGAUAGAGCAUAAUUUUUAUGUUGUGUGUUUAAAUGUAUACUAAUGAUAUUUCUUCGAAUUAAAUAUUGAAAUUAUUUUAUUGAUUUAAAAAAUUUCUCUACAGCAGUAUUGCUCUUGAAUGAAAUUUUAGGCUUACAUCCAAUAUUGAAUAGAUGAUUUUUGUUAUAAUGAUUGAUAGAAAUACAACAUUGCAUGUAGACAUUUAUAUAUGAUCUUAUUAAGCCAUAAAAAGAAAAUUAUUUGUUUUCCAGGUUGUCAUAAAAUGUAAUAAUGUAUAAAUUUUGGUACGUAAUUCCACAUGGCAGAGAUGAGAUAUUUUGAUCUUGUUGUAAUUUUUAUAAUGUUCAAAAAAAGGAACCCGAAGCUUAUUAUACACAAGUAAUUUCUGAUAUUAAUUUAAUACAUGACUUUGGAUUUUGCAUCUUAUAUAUAUAUAUGUAAAAUUAUAUACAUACAUGCAUAUAUAUAUAUACUCAUUAAAUAAUAAUGAAGAAUAUUAAACGGAUACAUACGAUAUUUUCUCGAAUAAUAGCUCUUAUCGUGCAAACGUAACAGCAUGUAGCCAAAUUGGGUACAAAAAAUUGUGAUGUUAAAGCUAGGAAUGAUAAUAUGGGAAAACUUUCUAUAUAUAACACCGUAAGUAUAUACGGGGAUAUGUAUAUACAGGGAUAACAGUGUAAAAUUAUACUUUUAUAAAUAUUUAAUGGAUUCCAAAUUUUUGUCAAAUGUAAAUUGUAGAGAUAUAGAAUGAAAUUCUUAUCAAUUCUUAACAUAUUCUUUGUGUGCACAUGCCCAAUUAUAUUACAGUUUUGCUGUCUAUGAAUGCACAUAUGUAGAUUUUAUGAAAAACUAUAACUACUUUUUCCUGCUAACUGGUACAAGUGUAUCUUUUACUUAAAUUGGGAUCUUAAACCAUUCAAUGAAUAAAGUCAUUAUAAUUAACUAAGCAAAUAUAGAAUCCUUUAAUAAAUUAUUUUCAGAUGAAAUUUAUUUAAUAAUAUUAUUAAGAAUACUUUAUACAGAGCCAAAUGUUUCUUAGACAAUACAUAACUCAUUAUAGUAGUAAUUAAGGGAUUCAUUUUUUUUUUCUUUCUUUUCUAUUUCUUCUUUUUUUCUUUUUAAUUUAAUUUUCAAAAUCAUUGCACUUACAGUACUAUAGCUUGAUUAUAACUUAUAUAUUUAUAGAAAGUGGAAGUAAAGAUGUUGAAAUAUCUAUAAGAAAAAACAUUGUGAUGCUUAUUAUUAAUAUUAACAUGAUAUUUCAUGUAUGCAAAUUUAAUUAAGUGGAAAUGAAAUGAAGGCUGUGCAAAAGCUAUAUUCAAAAUAUAAUACGUACACAACUGGAUGAGACAAUUUUAAUAAGAAGUAGUUUCUAUUAUUGUCAUCCCUUUGAAAAAGACAAGCAUAUAAACAUAUCAGAGAUACACAAAUUAUAAAAAAAAACCUACUAAAUAUUUAAUAGGUAUUCAAAUAUCUUGCCAAAUUAUUAAAGCCUAAAAGAUAAGGGAAUACCUGAAAAGGUAAAAAACAACAAAACUAAAUAUUUAAUAAAAUAUGUUAAAUUUCUCUUCUCUCUUCCUAAAAAAAAAAGAAUUAAUAUGAUAGUAAAAUAAUAUAUAGCUUGAAUUAUUACUAUCGAUGAGAUAAUAAUAUAUGUGCACAAGAAUAUGCAAAUGAAUAACUGUACAUUUAAAGUAACAAAAUUAUAAUAUUCGCUCUAAUGAUAUUUAUAAUAAUAUUAAUAAUCUAUACACAUUUUGGGAAAAAAUAAUUGAAAUUUAGCAUGCCGUGAUAACAUGUAAUACAGAUUAAUCUGUAUUAUUUGUAAUUAUUCUGUAUGCUUAAAAAAAUUAUGAAAACAGAAAAAGAAAAAUAUUUAUGCAAUUGUAUAAAGUUUAUGAGCACUACUACAAAUACUGUGCAAAAUGGAUUGUUUUACAUUAGAACUAGUCAACAUGCUGCACGGUACAGUUCCUCUCUCUCGUCGAUUUUUUUUAGACGAUUAUCAUUUGUGUUAUUUCAUCUUUUUGCCAAGUUUUAUGUGUAUGUACAAUAAAAGUUGAUUAUGAAUAGAAUAGCUAUGCUA
Molecule: messenger RNA, 5618 nt
Organism: Polistes dominula (European paper wasp)
Lineage: Eukaryota; Metazoa; Arthropoda; Insecta; Hymenoptera; Vespidae
Gene: slmb
Product: beta-transducin repeat containing E3 ubiquitin protein ligase slmb
Molecular function (GO): protein dimerization activity
Source: RefSeq, a predicted model, not a curated record